Rhizopus microsporus ATCC 52813 is the source of this 786-nucleotide messenger RNA. RefSeq lists its product as uncharacterized. The record is from RefSeq and is a predicted model, not a curated record. Gene Ontology annotation, molecular function: translation elongation factor activity; protein binding. Gene Ontology annotation, cellular component: mitochondrial matrix. The annotation marks the transcript as partial. The transcript is spliced from 2 exons. Gene Ontology annotation, biological process: mitochondrial translational elongation. NCBI's taxonomy places the organism in Eukaryota, Fungi, Mucoromycota, Mucoromycetes, Mucorales, Rhizopodaceae.
CGAUGCUAUUCAACCGUGAAGCCAGAUAUUAAGUUGCUUAAACAAAUCCGCCAAGAAACUGAAGUGUCUAUGAGUAAAGCAAAAGAGGCGCUUAUUCAAACCAACAAUAACUAUGCUGAGGCUUUGGCCUGGUUAUCCAAGGAUGCUCAAAUUUCUGGAGCUAAAAAGGCACAAAAGGUCGCCGAUAGAGCAGCUGCAGAAGGUGUGCUUACAACAGCUUCUGUGCAAGUACCUGUACAAAAUGGAUACAAAACCACAAUGAUCGAGCUAAACUGUGAAACAGAUUUUGUAUCAAAAAAUGACAUGUUUAGAGGUCUCGCUUCAAGAAUUGCAGCUACUUCAUUAUUGAUGCAUGAAACACAACGCUCAGCUGGUCGUCCUAUUGAAAGCAUUUCGAUUGAUAGUCUUUUACAGUCACCAUUAAUGCCUCACCCAGAAGCUGAAUCAUCUGAAAUUGGAAAGACAGUACAAGAGUCUAUUGUGGAAACCAUUGGCAAGAUUGGUGAAAAUAUCACAUUGCGUCGUGCUGUUAUAGUAGCCGAUGGUAUCUCUGCCUCUUAUCUUCAUGGUGGUGAUGCUCAAAACGGUAAAAUUGGUGGCAUUGCUGUGCUUCAGCCCAAGAAGGUGUCCUUGGCUGAGCUUGAUGAAAAGGCAUCAGCUGCUUUAUCCAAGGCUGCUCGGCAGGUUGCACGUCAAGUGGUUGGCUUCAGUCCCAAGUAUUUAAAUCCAGAAGAUGCUAGUGAGAUAGAUCGUCAAACAGAAGGCAUGAGCCCUGAAGAAUUUGAU